This is a messenger RNA of Aplosporella prunicola CBS 121167, 1758 nucleotides long. RefSeq lists its product as uncharacterized. The record is from RefSeq and is a predicted model, not a curated record. Bases 168 to 1322 code for a protein of 384 amino acids. Gene Ontology annotation, biological process: lipid metabolic process. The transcript has a single exon. Gene Ontology annotation, molecular function: phosphoric diester hydrolase activity. NCBI's taxonomy places the organism in Eukaryota, Fungi, Ascomycota, Dothideomycetes, Botryosphaeriales, Aplosporellaceae.
GCUUUGAAAAAGGGAAAGGAUUUGCUUGUUUUCUCCUUUUUUCAUACUCUUAUCUCUAUCCCGUCCUCCAGGUUUCCUCUGCCUGUUUACGCUCGCUAUAAGAAAGAGAAUCGUUUGCUCCUCUUAUCUACCUAUCUACUACACUAUAUUUGCAAGUUCGUGAAACCAUGAUCUUCAAACCCCUCGCCCGGGCCGCCGGGUUGGCAACAUUCCUCCUCUCGGCCACGAGCACGGCCCAAUCGACGACGACGGCGUGCAACAACUCACCCUCGCUGUGCUCGCGGUCGUACGGCAACAUUACGCACCUGGGCGCGCACGACAGCGCCUUUGUGCGCGACAGCAGCACGUCGUUUUCGACGUCGGGCAACCAGUUCUACAACAGCACGACGCAGCUGGACGCGGGGGUGCGGCUGCUGAGCGCCCAGGUGCACCAGGUGACGGGCGACAGCGGCGCGUCAGAAUGGCACCUGUGCCACUCGUCGUGCAACCUGCUGGACAUGGGCAAGCUGAGCGAGUGGCUGGCCGACAUCAAGACGUGGCUCGACGCCAACGCCAACGACGUCGUCACGCUCGUGCUCGUCAACUCGGACGACGCGACGGCCGCGCAGCUCAAGGCCGAGUUCGACGACGCUGCCAUCGCUGACUACGCUUACACGCCUAAGAGCGCCUCCACCGCCCCCACCUCCUGGCCUACCCUGCAGAGCCUCAUCGACGCCAAGACGCGCCUGGUGACAUUUGUGGCCAGCCUGGACGCCGACGAGGCCGCCUCCGCCAACGCUACCUACCUGAUGGACGAGUUCAACUUCCUGUACGAGAACAGCUACGACAACACGUCGCCGGCCAAUUUCAGCUGCACGCCGGACCGGCCGACGGCGCUCAAGGGCGACGCCGCCGCCGCCGCCAAGAGCAACCAGCUCUUCCUCAUGAACCACUUCCUGUACUCGGCCGGCUCCUUUGGCAUCGAGACCCCCGACACCGCCCGCCUCGAGCAGACCAACGCCGUGUCCGGCGACGGCAGCGUCGGCGCCUCCGCUGCCACCUGCGCCGUCACGUAUGGCAAGGCCCCCUGGGGCGUCCUGGUCGACUUCUUCAACGUCGCAAACUCCUCCGAUACCACGGCUAUCAAGGCCGUCGAUGCCUUGAACGGCGUCACCGAUGCUACGGGCCGCAAGGACUUGCCUGUCACGCAGCUGAGCGCCGACUCGAGCAGCAGCGGUAGCAGCAGCGGUGAUGGCAGCUCGGCUGCGGCGCCGCGUCUGGGGAGCGCGGGGCUGGUGUUGGGUGUUGCGGGAGCUGUUGGCGCGCUGUUGACGAUGGUGUAAGCGCUGAUAACUUGAGAGAGUUUCUCACUGGCCUUCUUUUUUUACGCCGAGUCCAUUUCUUCAUCGACGAUCUUCGGUGGUCUUCGAUAUCGUUCACGUUGUCGUUUUUGAGCCACAUCCGUUCACGACGUCACGACUCUUCUUUAACGUUUUUUGUUUUUUGUUCUUUACGCUACGGAGGCGAGGCGGAGGAGGAGGAGGAGGAGGAGGAGAAGAAGGCUGUAUGCCUGAUGUUAGGCUGGGGUUGUUUGGUGUAAUGCAUGGUAUGGCAUGGUAUAGCGUGGCAUAGCGUGCGCGAUAGAGCAUGGUACGAGACUGCAUAGCAUCUAUUGUCUCUGUCUGUCAAUCAAAGCCUGAAUGCGUUAAGCUCUUGCUGUUAUGAAGAAAAUUGACUUGAGUGUUGUGACUUGUGAGCGAUGUGCAUUUCUAUGGAGUG